AUAUCCAUUUUUUUCAAUACAGUGAAAGAUGGCGUGUGUGACUUUGAAGCGUCCCUUGGAGUUUGAUCCAAUUCACAGCUCUCCAGGAGGCUCUAGCUGCUCUCCAAGACCGCACAAAAGACGGAGAUGUUUGCCCAUGUGCAUUCCUGCCUCUCAGGUCAACUCCCCCACCACCAGCUCAUUCAAUGCCUCGUCUUUUGCUGCUUUGCCUUCAUCCCAUUCUGCAACCCGGUCUCCAUUUGUUAAUGCAGCUCCUGCAUUACUGCAAGGUGAUAUUGCCCAGUAUGUGCGUGAGGAGAUCAGGCGACUGAAACGCCGACGUUUGCUCCCUGACAAUAGACAGCGCGCAACAAUUGUGCGAGCUUCAAUGGAUGAUGAAGACUCUUCACCCUCACAAUCUCCUCCCCGCACCACUUCUCCCCCUCUUAAUCAUUCUCUUCUAGCUACUCCAGCACUCACCACUGCUGCCUCUCCAGCCUCUAAAGAUAAAGCACUCUUUACCUUCAAGCAGGUCCAACAGCUUUGCGAGCAGCUGCUGAAGGAGAGGGAGAAGAGCAUCAGAGAGCAUUACGACUCGGUGCUUGCUCACGAGUUGGCUGAGCAGUACAGUAAAUGUGUGCGCUUUACCACUGAACAAAUUCACCAACAGCUCGCCAAACACGACCUCCCAUCUUAUAUGUCGUAAGACGUGGAACGCCGGUAUGGGGGACAACCUCCAUUCCUCUAGUGCCAGCAGCCGCAGUGGUCUAGUCUGACGAUCUGGCAGUGCUUCUCUUCGCCAGCAGUUAACUUAACUAAGAUGAUACUUAAUCUCCGGUUCCCUCUCUCUACGCAAUCUCGAGCAGAUGCUAAAUCUUAAUUUCCACGUAUCAGCGUAAUCUCGAGCAGAUGCUAAGUCGCCGUUUCCCUGUCAAUAUAAUCUCGAGCAGAUGCUAAAUCAACGUUUCCCUGUCAAUAUAAUCUCGAGCAGAUGCUAAGUCAACGUUUCCCUGUCAAUAUAAUCUCGAGCAGAUGCUAAAUCAACGUUUUUCUGUCAAUAUAAUCUCGAGCAGAUGCUUAAUCGCCGUUUCUCAAUUAAUAUAAUCUCGAGCAUAUAAGUCUCCGUUUCCGUCAUAGUAUCAUAACUUGGCUAUGCUCUCGAUUAACUUGUAAUCCUCCAAGUGGAUCCCAUUCACAUAUGAUGUUUGGUUCAUGGAAGUAUGUCCAUUUAUUAUUCUUUUUCAUAUCGAGGCCAUAUCACAUUCAACGAUUUGAUGCCAGGUUAUACUUGUUCAUGUUUCCAGUUUAUUUAGAACCAAGUGUACCCUCAAAAGUUGAGCCACUUUUUUUUUACCCUUUUCUGACUUGCUGCUUAACAAGCUGACACCCGCGUGAGACAGGGUCAACCUUUUUUCAUAGUUUGCUCUCUAAUUUUCUCUCAGAUUCCGCUCUAUUUAGAAUGUUUACGAGAGUAGACAUGUACCCCAGCUUUGGAUAUGCCGUGAUGUAGUAAAUGUUGGUGCCAAUCUUUUAUAAUUGGGCGUAACUGCCAAUGUUAUGAUGACCAUUACUCGCCCUCAUUCUGUGAUCCCAAGGCAGUACUCAGGAUGCGACUUGUGAUCAGUGAAUGGCGAUUUCGCCUCGCCUUAAAAUGUGUGCUAUUCUUCCAUGAAGAAUUUUGCUUAGUACACGUGUACGGUAGUAUCGUUUAUAGGUAUAAUUUAUUGUUCAUUUUAUAUUUUUAGUUGAGUGUUACAGACGUAUUUGGUCUUAAGGUCAAUUGGUUGGCAGACGGAGAGGUAAAAAUUUAAGAAAGCAGCCGACCAUUUCUCAGCUUUUCUAUGACUUGUUUCAAUUCGAAGCCAUGUUUUCCUCAUCUGCAAAAAUUUUUCCGUUACCAAGUAGACUUGAUAAUCUUUUAUGUUAGCUAGACCAUGUAAUGAACUACUGAAUCGUUGCUCAGUCUUUAUAAUUAGGAAGAAGUCAACUUUCUCCGAUAAUAACGUUUAUAAAGAAAGUGCAGCUCCCUACUUGCCUUUUUCGGAAUAUUGCGUAGGGCAUCUGCAGCGUCGAUUAAUAAUUACGCCCGUGUGGUCCUGGAUGUAAAUAGUAGAUUAUUAUUAGUGCGUGCGUUUUUAAGUAUCAAUGUGUUAAUGCAUAGGUUUCUCUUUAACUAUAUAUUUCACUGUGGACAUGAAUUACGCACGUUAUGCAUGCCGUCUUUUACUGUAAUACUCCAUUAGUUCUUAUGUAUUAUGCGUUACUCUAGCCUUUGUUAUGCGGUAUUUUCAUUCUUGAUUAAUCCUUACUGCAAACUAGAAUCGUAAUCUAGUAACAACUAUAAGUUUUGUUUCAUGUGUAUUUUUUUGCAUACUUGUAUGUGAUACAUGCUUGCAGAUCCAGAUUGGAAGAAGCAAAGUUAGGAACGUGAAACUUUGAACCAACUCAAUUGUAAAGGACGUAACAAUAUGUAUUAUAAAAUUCCUCUUCUGCUUCAGAAAACCGUGUCAGUUCAGUAUUACUCUGGAAAUACUGAAUUUAUUCUUUCGAAUGCACAGGAAAAUGGAAACUUGCUGCGACAGCCUUGAAGUGCUAUUUCACAUGGUGUUCUAGUGAUGAACGUUUGCCAAAAUGAACCCAAUGUUAAAGUCAGAAAUCCUUUUUUGUCAAUUCUUGAAUCUAUUCACUAAAUAAUAUAUGGUUCUUCAUCUCAUAAAGGAACCUCGUGAACCGAUGCUUGCACAUGAGUUCGCUGUCGCCUCGUCGUUCAGCAGGGUAAUAAAACUUUUUUCGCCAU
This is a messenger RNA of Hyalella azteca, 2776 nucleotides long. RefSeq names its product akirin-2. Lineage: Eukaryota; Metazoa; Arthropoda; Malacostraca; Amphipoda; Hyalellidae. Gene Ontology annotation, biological process: positive regulation of innate immune response; positive regulation of transcription by RNA polymerase II. The transcript is spliced from 4 exons. Gene Ontology annotation, cellular component: chromatin; nucleus. Bases 29 to 685 code for a protein of 218 amino acids. The record is from RefSeq and is a predicted model, not a curated record. Gene Ontology annotation, molecular function: transcription coregulator activity.